Molecule: messenger RNA, 862 nt
Organism: Oppia nitens
Lineage: Eukaryota; Metazoa; Arthropoda; Arachnida; Sarcoptiformes; Oppiidae
Product: thioredoxin domain-containing protein 17-like
Exons: 3
Coding region: 446-832 (128 amino acids)
Cellular component (GO): cytosol
Molecular function (GO): protein-disulfide reductase [NAD(P)H] activity
Source: RefSeq, a predicted model, not a curated record
AUGAAUUAGUUGAGAAUAUUGUAUAGUAUUUACCCCCAAAAACAUUGGCAUAGAGUUCACCCAUAUCUUGUGCACCGGUAUUACAGAACUAUUUGUCAGUUAGACUGCAUUUCUUACAAUUGGCUGCACUUUCAUCAGUCUUUACACUAAAUCAUUGAUUUUUUUCUUUUUUUAUUUUUAAUGUCAUUCCUAAUCCCUGAGUAGGUCUCCCCUCACGCGACUGUCUAUACAUACCAUAUAAACCUACUGUACAUUUGCCUCACUUAUUCAUUAAUAAACUUAACCCAACUUUUCUUAAAUUCAAAGCCUUAUCUAUUGUUAGCAACUGUUGGCAACUGUUGUGUGCACUCAUAAUACCACUUCUCGUGAAUCGCACCUGUCUUUCGACGUCACCUAAACUUAUUGUACCAACCAUUUCACUCUUGUAACCAAACGGUCGYCAAAAAUGAAACAACUGUUCAAUGAUAAUGAUUUGACAGGACUUUUGCAAACCAUUAAAGAACUCUCGGCUGAUAAUAAUAAGACUAUUCUUAUACUGUUUACGGGCUCUAAGGACCCGUCGGGUAUAAGUUGGUGUCCAGAUUGUACACAUUCCGAACCUAUUAUCCAUCAGGUCAUCAAUGAUGACAACUAUGCCGGCGAUGACUAUAUAUUGAUAACCACUUAUGUUGGCGAUAGAAAUACUUGGAAAGAUUCACAGAACUGGUUCCGCACUCAUAAAGACCUCAAAAUCAAUUGUGUGCCAACUCUUGUCAAUUGGAAAAGUAAAAACCGAUUGACUGAAACACAAUUAAUGGAUAGAGAGCUAAUUAAUAURUUAAUUGAAGAUUAAAAUUGCAAUUUAUUUUAUUACUUUAAUAAC